Molecule: messenger RNA, 672 nt
Organism: Neohortaea acidophila
Lineage: Eukaryota; Fungi; Ascomycota; Dothideomycetes; Mycosphaerellales; Teratosphaeriaceae
Product: protein-L-isoaspartate O-methyltransferas-like protein
Exons: 3
Coding region: 1-672 (223 amino acids)
Biological process (GO): protein modification process
Cellular component (GO): cytoplasm
Molecular function (GO): protein-L-isoaspartate (D-aspartate) O-methyltransferase activity
Source: RefSeq, a predicted model, not a curated record
AUGGCCUGGCGAUCCUCGGGCGCAACAAACGAAGCCCUAAUCGAGAACCUCGCGCGCCACGGCUUGAUAACUUCGUCACGAGUCAAGCAGGCAAUGCUAGGAGUCGACAGAGCACACUACGCCCCCUCCUCCCCCUACCAAGACUCCCCGCAAUCCAUCGGGCACGCAGCCACAAUCUCCGCUCCGCACAUGCACGCCGCAGCCGCCGAGUCGCUCCUCCCGUUCCUCAAACCCGGCUCCAAAGUUCUCGACGUAGGUUCUGGAUCUGGGUACCUGACUCACGUGCUCGCCGAGCUCGUCAAACCUGGUGGGAGAGUGGUGGGCGUCGAGCACAUUCAGCCGCUGGUGGAGCUGGGGACGCGGAAUACGAGGAAGAGUGAGGAGGGACGGGAGUUGAUGGAUGCGGGCGGGAUUCGGUAUGUGAAGGGUGAUGGGCGCUUGGGCUGGGCGGAGGAUGCGCCUUAUGAUGCUAUUCAUGUCGGGGCGGCGGCGAGGGAUGUACAUCCUGCGCUGGUGGAGCAGUUGAAGGCGCCGGGGAGACUCUUUAUCCCUGUGCAAGAGGGCAACUACCAACACAUCUACGUUAUCGACAAGAAGGAGGAUGGCAGCGUGACGCGCAAGAAGGAGUAUGGCGUGCAAUAUGUGCCUUUGACCGAUGCGCCGAAGGAUUGA